AUGGGGAUGGUUAAGAUGAUGCGAGGGUGCGCGAUGGUGACGGCGAUGACGGCCAUGGCGGCGAUCAUGGCAGCCCUGUACUUUGGGUUCAUCAUGAACCCUAGGAAUGAGCAUAGAUCUGCCUUGGCGAUGUCUUCUGCCAUGUUGAGAACUAGAGCAAAGCUCACCAUUGCCAAACAAAACCUUCCCAAAAUGCUUCGCUCUACCUUGCAUGCGUUCACACCAGGUCGCAGAUCGCUUCCUCAUGCCGGCAAUGGAUCCUUGUCGACAUCUGGUAGUUCGUCUUCGGUUCUUGGUCUCUUUUCCUGCGAUUGCGGAUGUUGUGAAGAGGGUAUUUUCUUCGGUUGCACUACAUGCUGUCCAUGCACCCCAGACACAGGGCCAUGCUCGACAAGGCGAACUGGUCGAUGCGGCUGUUGUGAUGAUGGAUACUUGUACGGAUGCUCUGGAACAUGCGGAGGAGCAGGGUCAGGGCCUUGCAGCGAUCGAUCAACGUAUGAGUGUGGAUGCUGCUCCUCUGGAAUAUUCUACGGCUGCCUGGGAUCUUGUGGGGACUCAACAGGCACGGGCCCAUGCAGUCAAAGAGACUCGGGAACAUGCGGCUGCUGCGAUCAAGGAUUCUUCUGGGGAUGCAGGGGUACGUGUGGAGGAUCGACCUUCUCGUCCUCUGAGUUCGACACUCUGGUGGAGACGGCAGAAAGUCUUCUGGUGGACAUGAGUCUUGGCUUCGUGUUGAAGCCCAAGACUCUAGCGCAGAUCGACAUCAUCAAGAUCUCCUACUCCUUGACCGCCGACGUCGCCGCUGACUCCAGCUUCUCUGACUCUCUCAAGCUCGAUAUCCUCAGGACAGCAUCUGGCUUCAUUCCGCCUCCUUAUGGGGUUGUUAUAAGGUUGGGAUGGGGGGCGUAUGACUUUGUCACCACCUACCAGGACACGGGAGACGUGUGGCAAGCUUCCUUUGCUGCAGUCACGAACAAUGUCGAAGCCGACGAUCUGAAGUUGGUUGGAAGUGCUCUCGCAAGAACGGCAAGGUCGUCUGGACUUUUAAAGGGCGCGGUCCAAUCAGCGACAAGACGACAGCACCGGGAGGGCAAGCACAAGCAUUCCAAGUUGAGAACAACGUCAGAACCGUUUCUAGUCAAGGUCUCCUUCUUUGUCAAUGUCACUGAUCAAGCUCAUUUUGAUCAAAUCUUGAAUGAUAUCGGCCAAGAGAAGAUGUUCUCAGAGAGUGGUCUAAACCCGGUGACCUAUGGAUUCUGGGAUGACACGAGCACGUUGACUGUGGGAUGUAUGUUCAUCAAGUGUAUCCCCCAGGUUAUCGUCCAGCCUUCAUCUGAGCUGUGGGUCAACGUCAGCUUCACCUACGCAGCAGCAUCGACGAGUCUGACGUCAACGGCAAGAGAUAUCAUCCGAACUGUUCUUGCAAACGUUGCUGGACCCCCUGCAACGCAGAGUGACGUUAUCAUCAACAGUGAGAGCAGCGAUUCGUCUUCCUCAACUUUGAUCAAGGCUGCGAUCAGCACCAAGAGCAAGUUGUACGCAUCCAAAGCUUCGCAGAAUCUGAUUGCCUCCUCCCUUAACACCGAGGCCGUCAAGGCGGGGCUAGGAACUGAUCUGUUCUCAUCGGUCAGUGCGACAUCUUAUUUUUCCAGCUAUACGAUUGCGCCUCUCAGCUUUCCUUCCGAUGAUAACUCAACCAACUCCUCGGAAAUGCUCAACGCGACCAACACGUCAGAAACAGGAACAUCACAGAAAAUCUCUGCCGACGACAACACAAGAAAGAUCUCUCAGGAAGCCAACAAAACCAACUUCACGACAACUUCAUCGUUCAGCUCUACUACAACAACCCCCGUGCAAGUUAAAGUGACCUCGCCUUCAACUACCCCGGUAAUGACCACACCCGAGCCACCAGGCAUGGACAAGUGGAAGUGCAAGGAAGGAUACAGUCCAUUUGCUCUCAGACCCGAUAAUCUCACUUGUAUCCCAGAUCCUGUCUAUCCCCUCAGAAAUCACUACUCGAACUGCACCAUGACACACAGCUGGAAAGAGCUCGUUGAGAUUCUUGCUCACCAGAAGCAAGUUCGGUUCAUGACCGGCGGGCUGGGUCAGUUGAUGAUCCCAAACUCGAUUGAAGUCUGGGUAUGCCAGAAGAACCAUACGUGCACGAUGGGCAAAGAUGGAGACUUCUUCUGUUUCACUUUUGACGAGAAUCGAAAGAUCUUUUACCCUUGGGGGUUGAUGUCGGACCUGAAGUUGAAACACACGUCCAUCUUCAGUUCUCGCCGCUGA
Messenger RNA from Guillardia theta CCMP2712, 2289 nucleotides. RefSeq lists its product as hypothetical. The record is from RefSeq and is a predicted model, not a curated record. The coding region runs from base 1 to 2289 and encodes 762 amino acids. Lineage: Eukaryota; Cryptophyceae; Pyrenomonadales; Geminigeraceae. The transcript has a single exon.